GAACAUAAAUUCAGUCGGUAACAAAAUACCAUUCGCUUUUGUCCUGCCGCACCGCUAGCAUGAGUUUAAAAAAUAAACUUGCAACAGUUCUAAUCAUCGUAACCGCAUCGUUGAGUCUAAUCCUCUGCGCAAUCUGGUUUUGGCUAGGGUACGAAUACAUUCCCAACAGAGUAUCCAAUAUAGAAGACCUAAGAAAUGCUUCCUUCGAUUUUAUCAUUGUGGGAGCCGGAACUGCUGGUUGUGUGCUGGCCAAUCGGUUGUCGGCUAAUUCUAAUAACUCGGUCUUGCUGAUAGAGGCUGGAGAUGUAUUCGGGGCAGCUUCUAUAAUUCCUCUGUUAAGUACGACCAUGCAACAAACGCAGUACGACUGGGCUUUCCGAACAACCCCGCAAAAGUAUUCCUCCCGCGGACUAAUCGAUAACCAACAAUUCCUACCACGUGGUAAGGGAUUAGGUGGCUCGGGACAAAUCAACUACAUGUUACAUUUUACCGGGAAAAAGGAAGAUUUCGACCGCUGGGAACGACUUGGUGCGCAUGAUUGGAACUAUGAACGAAUGAAGCCUUAUUUGAAGCGUCUCGAAUAUGGAACGGAUAAAUUUGAGGAAGCCAUUGAAGGUCACUGUCAUACUGAAUCGAAAGAUAUAUAUGAGCCAAUACCUCAGUACCAAACUAGCGCACAGAGCAGCGACAAACAGUCUUCACUUAAUCAGUGUUCUUCGACAAUCAAAAACGAAAAUCCUAAGCAUGUUACACAAUCUCUAAACUGGUACAUCAACACCGUCAAUGCCGAGAAUAAUCCUUUAACAACAUCAUUCCUACAAGCUUCAUUCGAACUAGGCUUGAAUGAUGAUUUUCAUCCCGCGCGCUACACAAUUCGAGACGGAACUCGCUGGAGUAGUUACCACGGAUAUCUCAGACCAGCCUUCGAACGAAGUAAUUUAAAAAUUUUAACCGAAUCCACAGUUCAGAAGGUUGUUUUCAACGAUCACAACCGUGCCAAAGCUGUGCUAGUCGAACAUUCAAGCGGGCAUUACGUGGAGAUUGAAGCCAAUCAGGAGAUAAUUUUAAGCGCCGGAGCAUUCCAGACACCAAAAAUCUUAAAAUUAUCCGGUAUAGGUUCGGCCAUCGAGUUGAAGCGACAUGGGAUUCCCGUAGUUCAUGAUUCACCAGGAGUCGGUCAAAACUACUUUGACCAUCUCAACAUGCCACUGUUUAUAUCAAUCAAUACUACUGCUAGUGUCACCGUGGACAAAAUUUUAAAUGUUCCAAACAUAUGGAACUAUUUGACCAAGGGAUCCGGUGUUCUUUCGACAACAGCAGUCGCAGGGGUUGGUAGCCCACGCGGUAGUAAAUACGGGAUAAUACUGUUUGGUAUGGGCAGUGUAGAUGAAAAAGCUCUGAGGCAUGUGUCGAAUCUUAGACAAGAUGCGUUUCGUGCCCAUUUUCCAUUUUACUACAAUAAAAGUCAGGAAGGAUUUCUCUUCUUGAAUACAUGCCAUCAGCCAACAAGUCGUGGAGCAAUUUAUCUGCGUGAUCGCCAGGCACAAUCACACCCCUUUAUCAAUCCCAACUAUUUGAAAGAUAAGUUCGACAUUGAAUGCAUGGUUUCUGCAAUUCGAUUGGCCGCACAGACCGUCGAAACUGUUCCAUUCCGAAGAAUUGGAGCAAAAAUUCACUGGCCAAAAAUUCAAAGGUGCAUCAACUUUGGACCACACCUUGAAGAUUUCCGUACGAAUAAUCCCAGUGAUCGCUAUUUGGAGUGCAUUCUGCGGGAAUCUGCAUUGACCGGUCAUCAUCCUGGUGGUACAACCGCCAUCGGACUCCACUCGGAAGCAGUGGUAGAUAAUAACUUGAGAGUUAAUGGUGUCGAACGCCUACGAAUAGUGGAUGCCGGAGUUUUUCCUGCUCCGGUAUCUGGCACUCCGAACUCAUUAGUUGUUGCGGUUGCAGAGAAAGCAGCAGAUGUUAUACUUAGUCUACAAGAUGAUGGAUAAAGAUUGUUUUUACAUAAAACCUUCUCACUGAUUCAAUAAGUAAAUGCGUUCGUCAACAUGUUAUUCUUAUCAAGGUUCAUAGAAAAGAGGAUUUACCUAAGGAUCUAACUAACAAAUAAAAACCCUUUUGUAUCCACCUA
Molecule: messenger RNA, 2134 nt
Organism: Malaya genurostris
Lineage: Eukaryota; Metazoa; Arthropoda; Insecta; Diptera; Culicidae
Gene: ninaG
Product: neither inactivation nor afterpotential protein G
Exons: 5
Coding region: 60-1994 (644 amino acids)
Molecular function (GO): oxidoreductase activity, acting on CH-OH group of donors; flavin adenine dinucleotide binding
Source: RefSeq, a predicted model, not a curated record